AGAGAGAGAGAGACCAAGCAAAUAGACUCUCUCUCUUUCAAACACCGUGAAAAUAACGUGUAGGAUCCUAGGAUGUUACCUUCACCACAGUCCUAAGACCGGAAAUUACCUUCACCCUUUCCCUCCCCAGAUAGAUGUGUCAGGAACUGGCUAUGCAUCUGAAGGAGAGCAACAUACCCAGGGCAGGCGGCGUGCUGUCCCUUGAGCCUUCUGAAGACAUCAAUAGAAACGCACGGUCGAGUAGCGGCAGCACAAGCCUGUCUGAGAAGCAUAUCAUCAAUAACAACAACAACAACAAUACACUGAUCAACAACAACAACAUCAAUACUGCAGUUUGCGACAAGGAUAAUCAACCAGUUCUCAUUAUUGGCACAGCUGGAACGAAGAGUAGCCCGACAGACAGCCAGGUGGUGACACCGUGCCAGCUGGGUGCCAGAGAUGGCAUGAGUCACCCGUCACCCACCUCUUCGCUACCGGACCUCUCAGAGAACGGGAGUUGUGGCAGCGACCGCCUUCACCAUCCGUCGAUCUCCUCCGGGGGACCCAACCACCUGCGCCAUAUCAGGUCCUCCUCCAACUGCUCUCUCUCGUCCAUUGACAACGACGAGUCUGACCUCGAGUCGUUCAGCUCGCUCGAGGUCGACAUCCCCCGGGGCGACGGCCAGGACUCGAAACUCGCCAAGGAGAGGGACUCGAGGAGCCUCUUAGACUUCGAGGUGCUGGGCUACCACUCGCGGCGGCCGAGCUCCUCCUCGUGCGGGUUCCAGGAGGCCGAGGCGUGGCCCGGGGACGGCCUCACGCAGCUCAGCCCGCAGUGUAAUGACCUCAGCCCCGACAAGAACACCACCAACAACAACAUCAAUGAACUAGCGAGCAGCGGGGCGUUCGUGAAGUCGUUCUACGAUAAGCCCAAGCUCCAGCUCAGCCCCGACGCGUAUGUGAACAACCGGGCCGGAGACGACAAUGGCAACGUAGCCUCUCCUGACGGGAAAAGCGCCGCCGGGGAACUAUGUAACUCCUGCCCCUCCAGCCCUGACUCGCCCGGAUACGUAUCCGAAGACGAGAACCCCUCUGACAUCGAGCAGAAAAUGGCAGAGACCAAAGUGAAGAUGAACGAUGCAAUUCUGUCCAACGGGAAGGAGGAACUAGCGCUCCACAGCCGGAAGAUGAAGCAUUACAUCAAGCACAAGGAACUGAAGGAGAGUUGCGGCGCUGCGGCCAACCUCAAGCACACCAACAACAACGCCCUCAAGCAGCCCAACUCGCUCAAGCUGCCCGACACCAACGACGGCGACAACCGCUACACGCAGGUGCCCGAGAGCCCCAUCGUGGACGCCUACGAGAAGGAGUGCCUCGACGUGCCCGAGAAGAUGGUGCGCGAGCUGGAGAACCAGGCCAAGGAGAGCGCGGAGAUCGGAGCCGGAGACGACUUCAUCCCCUGCAAGAAGGAGAAGAUGGAGAUCAAUGAACACAAGAAGUGCCGCACGGAUGAGAAUGAUAACGACGACUCGGCUCCCGUCACGCCCACGGUCCAGACGCCCGUCAAGAGACCCGAAGGCGAAGGCAACAAGGAGAACGCAGCGCCACCUUCCUCUGCCACAGCGCCUCCUGCAGAGAAGCCGAGCCUGGCCCGCGUGACGUUCAGCGGUGUGGACGAGGUGGUUGUCCGCAGGCACGACAGCCCUCAGCGCCGCAGGGAGAAGGCUGCCUUCCGCAAGUCCGUCCCGCAAGCGUCCUGCGGUUCCUCGGCCAGGGCGAAACUCGGCUCUCCUGACGGGGGAGAGUUCGAUGUGUACACGAUGGAGACGGCGAUGCCCAAGAUCGACUGGGACGCCAUCGAGGCCCACCUGAAGGCCACGAAGGAGGAGGAAAGGCGGCGGCGCAAUGACCGAGAGGAGAUUCGACGUAAACUGGCCAUGGGGGUGGACGAUGACCAGUUCAUGGAGAGGCCAUAUCGCAAGCCAUCACUACAUUCCCGUUUACAGAGUGGUAUGAACCUACAAAUAUGUUUCAUGAAUGAGACAGCCAGUGACUGCGAAAGCCAAUGCUCAGACACAGAAAGUACUCAAGAUAGAGAAAUAGAAACAGAUCGGGUCUCGACCUCAUCUUCAAACAGCAAGGCUUCAACUCCACAGCCAACAAGGACUCGAACAUCAAACUCUGAAUCUGAUAUUAGGGAGAAGGAGGUUGAUUUCUUCGCACGGCAAGCACAGCUGCAAGCAGAGGCUCGCUUGGCGCUUGCACAGGCUAAGGAGAUGGCCAGAAUGCAAAUGGAGAUUGAGAAGCAGCAGAAAAAGAAGAGUCCCAUUGCAGAGAUUGUGAGGGAGAGCUUCCACAAGAUUGGUGUGCCAUUCCCAGACAGCAAGAGGCGAAUCAGCAGGCAGAUUCUCACCGAUAUGAAUGUUGCACAGUUGCAAGUUAUUGCAAAUGACCUACACACACAAAUUGAAAGCUUGAAUGAAGAUUUAGUCACUUUACUGAUGGAGCGAGAUGACCUCCACAUGGAGCAAGACUCUAUGUUGGUUGAUAUUGAAGAUCUAACAAAACACAUCGGCGCCAAGGAGCUGAGCCUCCAGCGAUCAACAGACAGCAAGGAUGAAACGAAGACGUCCUGGACCACAAGCCCAGCCCCAAGAAACAAAUCCAAUUCUAUGAGACUAAAGAUUAAGAAGUAGUUUGACGGUCCGCCAGCAUAGCAGGUGGCAGGAUAGGCAGGUUAUUCAAUUCCUAUAUGUCGGUGUACUGAUCAACUAGCCAUUAUCAGCGUGGCGGGUUGUCCACAGAGGGAAAGGGGGAUAGUACUCGUGAAUAGUGAGAUUGAAAUAACCAUUGUCUACUGUGCUAGUUCUAGAGUUUGGACUGUCAGAGAUUUUAUCAUUGAACAGGGGGAUGAUUUCAACAGUCAUUUUCACAAAAGUGAGUGAAUGAUCCCAGUAAUAUUGAUACGAUAAUUAUUUUAUAAAAAGUUUAAUCGCUAUUAUAUCAUCCAACUGAUUGACUUUGAGCAGCUGUAUCUUUUGUAUUCAAAGUUUUCUAUUUGUUAAAUAGGUUUUCCUUCUGGCAAAUGGUUACUAGUUUGAAGGGUUAUAUGUAUGUAUAAUAUGUGUGUGUGUGUGGUGUGUGUGUGUGUGUGUGUGUGUGUUGUGUGUGUGUGUGUGUGUGUGUGAUAUAAUAUAUUAUAUAUUAUAUAUGACAUAUGAUAUAUAUAAUUAUAUAUAUAUAUGAUAUAUAUAUGUGAAGAUGUGUUUUUCAUUUUAUUCAAAAAGUUCUGUUGCUUUAGCUGAACAGUCAAAGGAUACUUAAUGUACAUGAUUAAUGUACUCUCCCUCUCAUGGUGCUGUGAUAUCACCCCCUUGUUAGGUUGUUUUUAUGUAGGUAUGGUCAAGUCAGCUUUUAUUUUUGGGAAUAAAUAGGUAGGAUAUGUAGUAAAUACAUCCUUGGAAGAAGUAGCAAGGUGAGAAGGGAUGUCAGCUUCCUUUUCUGCCGAGAUCUCUUGACCUCAUUUUCACUCUCUCUCUCACUCACUUUUGUAUUUUCUUUUACUCUCUGUAUUGAUAUUGUAGUGGCUACCUUGUUUUUUUUAUAUUAUGAACUUUUUCACUUCCUAAACUGACGUACAGGUACCUCUGCAACAUUGUAGCGUUUAUUUAGGAAUCUCUUGAAAUAGUACAGUUUUAAUAUUCUUUUCUAUGAGCUAAAUUGUCGUAUAGCCUACUGCAAAAUACCCAUGUGUAAGAAAUAGCUUCUGGCUGUACAGGGCAGAAAAUUGUUAUAUCUUUUUUUUUAGUAAUAAAUGAUCUGUAAGGUUAUUCCUGAUAUACUCACAACAGUGGAUAUAAUGUGAUGUGGUUGUGUAACCUUAUUUGUAAAGCAGGACGGUUGUUGGAGGUCUUGUCUCACUUCAUCAUUGUUAUCAUUACACUUUUAUUUACUUUUAUUGAUUUUUAUUUAAUUUUUCUGAUAAGAUUUUUUUCACUAUCCAUCAUAAUUAGAAAGAACUGUACGGUUGAGAGGUACAAAGUUUUUGUUGCAUCACUAAAGCCAAGGUACUGGAAAUUUCUGAAGAAAUGUGCCGCAUGUUCCCUGGUGUCAUAGAUGAUGGCAAGGAAUAUCUGGCAUGUGAAAUACUCUACAAUUGAUACUUGAUAAUAAAUAGUUUAGAGACACUGUAAACUGAAUUGAAAAAAAGAACUUGCAUAUGGACAUAUUGUAGCUCAGAUUUUGGGUUAGAAGAAAUAUUAAGCCAUGUUCUUCUCUGUGUAAUAUCCUAAGAAGAUUACACUUAUCAUCUCAGCAUGCAUUCCAAUGUCCAUGUGAUCAUUCAGUGUUUCUUUCCCACACAGUAUACUUGAGAACUGGUUUUAGAUAUAAGAGUCAAAAAGCAAGUAGAAAUCUCCUUUUAACUAAGGACCUAUUUGAUCACAUUUAAAUAUCAUGAGCUUCUAUUGACAUUAAUUUAUUAUAAAAUAACUGCAACAAUGAGACCAACAAAUUUUUCAACUUUGAACCUCAUCGGUAAACAAUACAAAAACUGAUUGUUAAUCAGAAACCUAAAUCAAGAAACAUCGGCAACCUGACGGUUUCUCAUUGCCUGCAUCUGUCCAUUACAUGUACUUUAAGGAACCACAAUAUCUCAGAAGCAGGAGUUGCAGGUGAUUUUAGAUUAUAGUUCAGAUAUUUGAUCUAUGGAUAGUAUGAAUGUGUAUAUUUACAAGCAUAUCUAUAAAUAUAUUUAUUUUGUCUUUGGGUUUAGAAAUUUUUGAGCUGGAUUUUUAAAUUUUUUAUUUUAUUCCUGUUUUUUGGGGGGCUUAUGCGACUGAGAAUAACAUAAGCAAACCCAGGUAAGCUCUCUGAUACAUGUGCUGACAAGGCAAGGCAUGACAGGUUUAUAUCAUCCAUACCUUGGCAGUCAUUACUAGACAGGCUAUUCUUUUAACUAAGAAAGUCCACCUCUUCUCUUCAUAGGUGCAUGGAUCUAAAAUAUAUAUGAUUCUAUAUAUAUAUAGUGUGCAAGAAGGUAUAGUUAGUCCCUGAUUGAGAUCAGUAGGAUACUGUUGUGUGGCCUGUAAUCCUUCCAAGGAUAUUAUUUAUAAAAUGCUUAGAAGCCAAAAGAUUUUUUUUCUUUUUCUUUCUUUCUUUUCCCUUUUCUUUUCUUUUAUGCUUCAGCAAAAAAUAUUAGUUUUGUUUAACAAAUUUGAUUUCUGCACAGAUUUCCUGUGCCUUCAACACUUGAAUGAAUAUGCUCAUAAAUGUGAAAUUAUCCUCUUUUGGGUGGAAUUAAGCUACAAGUUUACAUGAAGAUGCAUUGUUGAUUGUCUUUGAAGAUGUGCACAUGAACUUUUUUUUUUUUUUUUUUUUUUUUUUUCUGGAGAAUCUGGGAAAGAUCAUGUUGAAAAAAUUAGCACCUAAGUUGUUUCCUUAGUGCAGAACACUGUCAUUUCUGAACAAAGUCUUGCCAUCUACAGCUAAUAAUAGAGUAUUCAGUGACUGCAUGUGUAAUAUUUAUUAAAGAAUAGAAAAAGAAAUAAAAAUGUGAAAAUGAGUGUGCAUCAGUAGCCUGGUCUUCCACUGAGAGUACAAGUAGGCAUCACUUCAAAGUUUCGUGAUAUUUUCGCCCCCAUCGUCUCCAGCUCUUAUUUUGACAGCCUCUUUCAUAACCCUUGGAAGGUUAAGUCUGGAAUAACCCACACAGCACAAGUUCUUGAUGUAACAAUAGGGACUCCUUAAACAAGAUACUACAGUGCUACUUUGUUGAUGUUAUUUAAGUAAUAAACAAACGUUAUAUGCGAUAAUAUAAAGGUGCACAUAAUCAUACCUCUCCUAGACAUGUAGCUUCUUUAAAGAAUAAUGUCUACUGUAAGGGCUUUAUAAAUGACAAAAUUAGCUUUAUUAUAUCCAAGUUAUAUGUACUGUAAUUAUCAUUUUUGUAAAAUUUGAUUUGCCAAAUUCACACACACCUUAGCACACAUAAGCAAAACAAAACAAAAAAAACAAAAACAUUCUCGAAAAAGACAAGCCAAAGAAUUGUUUCUCUUACCAAAUAUUACUCUUUAUUUUUAUUAUUAUUAUCAUUAAUAUUACUAGCAUUUUCUAUAGUACUCGUUAUUAUAUUUAUAUUUUUUACUUUAUUCUUACUUUUUUUUUUUUUCCAUUUGAGAAACUUUGAACUGUUAGGAAUGCAGUUUGUAUUACCUUCAUUGUUAUCAGAGUUGGUUUUGGAUACAGAAUAUUUUGCCUUUUCUCAAUGAUAACCUGUUUGGCAUCUCAGUUUGAAAAUCCACAAUUAGACUCCAUCUGCCAUAUUUUGUUUGUUUUUUCUUUCUUUUUUUGUACCACAGUUAAACAUAAAGAUAUUUUCAUGUAUAAAUUUUUUUUUUUUUUACAUUUAUUAAAAACAAUCAGAGACCAUCUUACUGAUUGGGCAAGUGCUUGACAGAGGGCAAUGGUAUCGUUAUGUAUCCUGUUAUCAGCACAACCAAGCUUUUAUGUCGCUUUCAUGUUUAGCUCUUUUGCGUUUGCUAAUCUGAGCGUUGUACAUAUCUGUUUCAAAUAAAAGUCUACAUGAA
Penaeus monodon (black tiger shrimp) is the source of this 6566-nucleotide messenger RNA. It is a transcript of the gene Schip1, whose product is annotated as schwannomin-interacting protein 1-like. The transcript has 14 exons. NCBI's taxonomy places the organism in Eukaryota, Metazoa, Arthropoda, Malacostraca, Decapoda, Penaeidae. Gene Ontology annotation, cellular component: plasma membrane; cell junction. Bases 135 to 2675 code for a protein of 846 amino acids. Gene Ontology annotation, biological process: positive regulation of hippo signaling. The record is from RefSeq and is a predicted model, not a curated record.